GGAGCGCGGUGGCUCACAGCCUGAGCGAAGAUGGCGGCCUCCAGAGCGAGCCUCUGAGAGGCAGAGGGAGGAGGCGCAGGGGGCGGGGAGGCAGCGCGGCCGCGGCACCAGGAACCCGCGGCGGCGAGCUACAGGGCUCCGGCCGGGAAAAGGGGAAGUGGUGCGGGGUGGAGGCCGGAGCGCGCCUCGACGCACUCUGGGCGCAGAGCCGGCGGCGGGAGGACUUCGUGCUGGAGCCACUCCAGCCUCCCGCGAAGGUUUCAGCACAAAAUGAACAUAAUUAGGGAAAAUAAGGACCUGGCAUGUUUCUACACAACAAAACAUUCAUGGAGAGGAAAGUAUAAGCGAGUCUUUUCAGUGGGUACGCAUGCGAUAACUACAUACAAUCCCAAUACUUUAGAAGUAACAAAUCAGUGGCCUUAUGGAGACAUUUGCAGCAUCAGCCCUGUUGGAAAAGGACAAGGAACAGAGUUCAAUCUCACAUUUCGAAAAGGCAGUGGAAAAAAGUCGGAAACUUUAAAAUUUUCUACAGAGCACAGAACAGAGCUCCUUACAGAAGCAUUGAGAUUUAGAACUGAUUUUUCAGAAGGAAAAAUCACAGGAAGGAGAUACAACUGUUACAAGCAUCAUUGGAGUGAUACAAGAAAACCUGUCAUUUUGGAAGUAACGCCUGGAGGCUUUGACCAAAUUAAUCCUGCAACCAACAGAGUUCUCUGCUCCUAUGACUAUAGAAAUAUUGAAGGCUUUGUAGAUCUCUCUGAUUAUCAAGGAGGGUUUUGUAUACUUUAUGGAGGAUUUAGCAGAUUGCAUUUAUUUGCAUCAGAGCAAAGAGAAGAAAUUAUCAAAAGUGCAAUAGAUCAUGCUGGCAACUACAUAGGUAUUUCAUUGCGGAUAAGAAAAGAACCAUUAGAAUUUGAGCAAUAUUUGAAUCUUCGCUUUGGAAAAUACAGCACUGAUGAAUCCAUCACCUCUUUAGCAGAGUUUAUAGUCCAAAAAAUAUCACCCAGACACUCGGAACCUGUAAAAAGAGUUCUAGCACUUACAGAAACGUGUUUGGUAGAACGUGAUCCAGCAACUUACAAUAUUGCAACAUUGAAGCCUUUAGGAGAAGUAUUUGCAUUGGUUUGUGACUCAGAAAAUCCUCAAGUUUUUACCAUUGAAUUUAUAAAAGGGCAAAUACGUAAAUAUUCUUCAACGGAGAGGGAUUCCUUAUUAGCUAGUUUGCUGGACGGAGUAAGAGCCUCCGGUAAUAGAGAUGUUUGUGUGAAAAUGACACCGACCCAUAAAGGUCAGCGAUGGGGCCUUCUCAGCAUGCCUGUUGAUGAGGAAGUAGAGAGCCUGCAUCUCAGGUUCCUCGCUACACCUCCAAAUGGCAAUUUUGCAGAUGCCGUAUUCAGGUUCAAUGCUAAUAUUUCAUACAGUGGAGUUCUGCAUGCAGUGACACAAGAUGGUCUCUUCUCAGAAAACAAAGAAAAGCUGAUCAAUAAUGCAAUAACAGCAUUAUUGUCCCAAGAGGGAGAAGUUGUUGCUUCAAAUGCAGAACUUGAGAGUCAGUUCCAGGCUGUGAGGAGGCUUGUUGCUUCCAAGGCUGGCUUUCUAGCCUUUACUCAGCUUCCAAGGUUUCGGGAGCGUCUCGGUGUGAAGGUGGUGAAAGCACUCAAGAGAAGCAACAAUGGGGUCAUCCACGCAGCUGUCGACAUGCUCUGUGCCCUCAUGUGUCCCAUGCAUGAUGACUAUGACUUAAGACAAGAACAGCUAAACAAAGCUUCUCUUCUCUCUUCAAAGAAGUUUCUGGAAAACUUACUGGAGAAAUUUAAUUCCCAUGUGGAUCAUGGGACAGGAGCCCUGGUCAUUAGUUCACUCUUGGACUUCCUUACUUUUGCCCUCUGUGCUCCAUACAGUGAGACAACAGAAGGGCAGCAGUUUGAUAUGCUCUUAGAGAUGGUAGCCUCCAAUGGAAGAACACUCUUUAAACUCUUUCAGCAUCCUUCCAUGGCAAUUAUAAAGGGAGCUGGAUUGGUUAUGAAGGCAAUAAUAGAGGAAGGUGACAAAGAAAUUGCUACAAAAAUGCAGGAGCUUGCCCUAAGUGAAGGUGCCUUACCUCGACACUUGCAUACUUCGAUGUUUACAAUAAGCUCAGAUCAAAGGAUGCUUACAAAUAGACAGCUAAGUAGACAUUUAGUGGGACUCUGGACAGCUGAUAAUGCAACUGCAGCAAACUUGUUGAAACGCAUUUUGCCACCAGGAUUGCUGGCAUACUUGGACAGCUCAGAUCCAGUUCCUGAGAAAGAUGCUGAUCGGAUGCAUGUUAGAGAUAAUGUGAAAAUAGCAAUGGAUCAAUACGGAAAAUUUAACAAAGUUCCAGAGUGGCAAAGACUAGCUGGGAAAGCUGCUAAAGAAGUUGAAAAAUUUGCCAAAGAAAAGGUGGACCUUGUGUUGAUGCACUGGAGAGACAGAAUGGGCAUUGCUCAAAAAGAGGACAGAAACAAUCUGAAUAUAAAUCAAAAGCCAGUAGUUCUGCGAAAGAGAAGACAAAGAAUAAAAAUAGAAGCAAAUUGGGAUCUCUUCUAUUAUAGGUUUGGACAGGACCAUGCCAGGUCAAACCUAAUAUGGAAUUUCAAAACACGAGAAGAGCUGAGAGAUAGCCUUGAAUCUGAAAUGAGAGCAUUUAAUAUUGAUCGAGAACUUGGCAGUGCUAAUGUGAUCUCCUGGAACCACCAUGAAUUUGAGGUUAAAUAUGAGUGCCUGGCAGAGGAAAUUAAAAUAGGAGACUAUUACCUGAGAUUACUGUUGGAGGAAGAUGAGAAUGAAGAAAGUGGAUCAAUUAAGAAAUCGUAUGAAUUUUUUAAUGAACUCUAUCAUCGUUUCCUGCUCACCCCAAAAGUAAACAUGAAGUGUUUAUGUUUACAAGCCCUUGCUAUUGUUUACGGCAGAUGUCAUGAAGAUAUAGGACCUUUUACAGAUACAAGAUACAUCAUUGGAAUGUUAGAAAGGUGCACAGAUAAACUUGAACGAGAUAGGUUGAUCCUCUUCCUUAACAAGUUGAUCCUUAAUAAGAAAAAUGUUAAGGAUCUGAUGGAUUCAAACGGAAUUAGAACCCUUGUGGACUUGCUCACCCUUGCGCAUCUCCACGUGAGCCGAGCUACAGUGCCCCUGCAGAGCAAUGUAAUUGAAGCUGCUCCAGAUAUGAAGAGAGAGAGUGAAAAGGAAUGGUACUUUGGCAAUGCAGACAAAGAAAGAAGUGGUCCAUAUGGCUUUCAUGAGAUGCAAGAAUUGUGGACCAAAGGAAUGUUAAAUGCAAAAACCAGAUGCUGGGCUCAAGGCAUGGAUGGAUGGCGACCACUUCAGGCAAUACCCCAGCUUAAGUGGUGUCUGUUAGCCAGUGGCCAGGCAGUACUAAAUGAAACUGAACUUGCUACCCUUAUAUUGAACAUGUUGAUCACAAUGUGUGGAUAUUUUCCAAGCAGGGAUCAAGAUAAUGCCAUCAUUCGACCUUUACCCAGAGUGAAAAGGCUGCUGUCGGACAGUGCUUGCCUUCCCCACAUUAUUCAACUACUGCUGACCUUUGACCCUAUCCUCGUUGAGAAGGUUGCUGUUUUGCUAUACCAUGUCAUGCAAGAUAAUCCACAGUUGCCUCGUCUUUAUCUUAGUGGAGUGUUUUUCUUUAUCAUGAUGUAUACAGGUUCCAAUGUACUUCCUGUUGCUCGGUUUUUGAAGUACACACAUACUAAACAGGCUUUCAAGUCAGAAGAGACAAAGGGACCAGAUAUCUUCCAGAGAAGUAUACUUGGGCACAUCUUACCAGAAGCAAUGGUUUGUUACUUAGAAAAUUACGAGCCUGAAAAGUUUUCUGAGAUUUUUCUAGGAGAAUUUGAUACUCCAGAAGCAAUCUGGAGCAGUGAAAUGAGGCGCCUCAUGAUAGAGAAGAUCGCUGCCCAUCUUGCUGAUUUCACGCCUCGUCUUCAGAGUAAUACAAGAGCACUUUACCAGUAUUGUCCAAUCCCAGUAAUCAAUUAUCCACAACUAGAAAAUGAACUGUUUUGUAAUAUUUAUUAUCUUAAACAACUUUGUGAUACACUCCGAUUUCCAGCUUGGCCAAUUAAGGACCCGGUUAAGCUUCUAAAAGAUACCCUUGAUGCCUGGAAAAAGGAAGUAGAAAAGAAGCCACCUAUGAUGUCAAUAGAUGAUGCCUAUGAAGUACUUAAUCUCCCUCAAGGAGAGGGGCCGCAUGAUGAGAGCAAGAUCAGAAAAGCUUACUUCAGACUUGCACAGAAGUACCACCCUGAUAAGAAUCCAGAAGGGAGGGAUAUGUUUGAAAAAGUAAACAAAGCAUAUGAAUUUUUAUGUACCAAAUCAGCAAAAAUAGUGGAUGGACCAGAUCCAGAGAAUAUAAUUUUAAUUCUGAAAACACAGAGCAUCCUCUUCAAUCGUCAUAAAGAAGAUUUGCAGCCUUAUAAAUAUGCAGGAUACCCCAUGCUAAUUAGGACUAUAACAAUGGAAACUUCAGAUGACCUCCUUUUUUCAAAAGAAUCACCAUUACUCCCUGCUGCUGCAGAGCUGGCUUUUCAUACUGUGAACUGCUCAGCCCUCAAUGCGGAGGAGCUCCGGAGGGAGAAUGGAAUAGAGGUCUUACAAGAGGCAUUCAGUCGCUGUGUGGCUGUCUUGAAUCGUUCUAGUAAACCAGGUGACAUGUCAGUGCAGGUGUGUGGACACAUAAGCAAAUGCUAUAGUGUGGCUGCUCAGUUUGAAGAAUGCCGAGAGAAAAUCACAGAAAUGCCUGGCAUCAUCCAGGAUCUCUGUCGGGUGCUGUAUUUUGGGAAGAGUAUCCCACGAGUGGCCGCUCUCGGGGUGGAAUGUGUUAGUUCUUUUGCUGUGGAUUAUUGGCUACAGACACACCUAUUUCAGGCUGGAAUUUUGUGGCAUCUGCUAGGUUAUCUAUUUAAUUAUGACUAUACACUGGAAGAGAGCGGCAUUCAGAAAAGCGAAGAAACGAAUCAACAGGAAGUAGCCAAUAGCCUUGCCAAACUCAGUAUCCAUGCUUUAAGUCGCCUGGGAGGGUAUCUACCUGAAGACCAAGCAACCCCAGAAAAUCCAACCAUAAGGAAAAGUUUAGCUGGCAUGCUGACACCAUAUGUGGCCAGGAAACUUGCUGUGAUCAGUGCUACUGAGAUUUUGAAGAUGCUUAACAGCAACACAGAGAACCCCUACUUGAUUUGGAACAAUUCUACAAGAGCAGAACUACUUGAAUUUCUUGAAUCCCAACAAGAAAACAUGAUUAAGAAAGGUGAUUGUGACAAAACUUAUGGAUCAGAAUUUGUCUACAGUGAUCAUGCCAAAGAACUUAUUGUGGGGGAAAUUUUUGUUAGGGUGUAUAAUGAAGUCCCUACUUUCCAGCUAGAGGUUCCAAAAGCGUUUGCUGCAAGUCUGUUGGAUUUUAUUGGCUCCCAGGCCCAGUACCUCCACACUUUCAUGGCUAUCACACAUGCUGCAAAGGUGGAAUCUGAGCAACAUGGAGACCGCUUGCCAAGAGUGGAAAUGGCUUUGGAGGCUCUAAGAAAUGUCAUAAAAUAUAAUCCAGGUUCUGAAAGUGAAUGCAUUGGGCACUUUAAAUUAAUAUUUUCUCUUCUCCGAGUCCAUGGUGCUGGUCAAGUGCAGCAGUUGGCUUUAGAGGUUGUGAAUAUAGUGACGUCUAACCAAGAUUGCGUCAACAAUAUUGCUGAGUCAGUGGUUUUGUCCAAUUUACUGGCUCUUCUACAUUCAUUGCCAUCAAGUCGUCAGCUUGUUCUGGAAACUCUUUAUGCUUUAACAUCAAGUACAAAAAUAAUCAAAGAAGCAAUGACAAAAGGAGCUUUGAUUUAUUUGCUGGAUAUGUUCUGCAAUUCGACACAUCCACAAGUUCGAGCCCAAACAGCAGAACUUUUUGCUAAAAUGACAGCCGAUAAACUAAUAGGCCCAAAGGUUCGAAUCACAUUGAUGAAAUUCCUCCCGAGCGUGUUCAUGGACGCCAUGAGAGACAACCCCGAAGCCGCUGUCCACAUUUUUGAAGGGACUCACGAAAAUCCUGAGUUAAUCUGGAAUGACAGUUCCCGAGACAAAGUGUCCACAACGGUCAGAGAAAUGAUGCUUGAGCACUUUAAAAAUCAGCGAGACAACCCCGAUAUAAACUGGAAGUUGCCUGAAGAUUUUGCUGUGGUGUUUGGAGAAGCAGAAGGUGAACUUGCUGUUGGCGGCGUUUUCUUGAGAAUCUUCAUUGCACAGCCAGCUUGGGUUCUGAGGAAGCCUAGAGAGUUUCUUAUUGCACUGCUGGAAAGAUUGACUGAGCUCCUGGAGAAGAACAAUCCACAUGGAGAAACUCUGGAAACGCUAACGAUGGCAGCAGUGUGUCUCUUCAGCGCGCAGCCACAGCUGGCCGAUCAGGUCCCACCGUUGGGCCACCUGCCCAAGGUCAUCCAGGCGAUGAAUCACAGGAACAACGCCGUCCCCAAGAGCGCCGUUCGGCUCAUCCACGCCCUGUCUGAAAACGAGCUGUGUGUUCGAGCCAUGGCAUCUUUAGAGACCAUUGGCCCGCUGAUGAACGGAAUGAAAAAGCGACCAGAUACUGUUGGUCUCGCCUGUGAAGCCAUUAAUCGAAUGUUUCAGAAGGAGCAGAGUGAAUUAGUAGCACAAGCCCUGAAAGUGGACUUGGUCCCAUACCUCUUAAAAUUACUCGAAGGCAUUGGCCUUGAGAAUCUGGACAGCCCAGCAGCCACUAAGGCUCAGAUUGUUAAAGCUCUCAAGGCAAUGACUCGUAGCCUGCAGCACGGAGAACAGGUGAAUGAAAUCCUGUCUCGGUCUUCGGUCUGGAGUGCCUUCAAAGAUCAGAAACAUGAUCUGUUUAUUUCUGACUCUCAAACAGCAGGAUACCUCACAGGUAAACCGCAUCUAAUUGGUUACCCUAAAACAUGUAUCAGAAGCCAUUUGGACCUUCCUUCUGCCCUAAGCUGCAGGCAGCAUCGAGAUGGUUUCCCAGGCUGGGCGCUUCCUGGGCUGGAGGCGCUGGGGUGGGUAGAUGGUUUUAGCUGUGGCUGCGUGUGCUCCCUGAGACACAGACUUUGCUCAAUUCUGAUCACGUUCAUGAAUGACGGUGUGGAGCAAGGCAGUGUCAAAGUGUUUCUCUUGCACGUGCAGAGGCAGGAGAGGCAUGUCCCUGAGGAGCAGCGGUGUCAGGAAGCAGCAGCAUCAUUCCAUUCCUGACAACACAACAGAUUCAGUCCAAAUAUGUAUCCUCCUGGGGGGAGUCCUGUUUCCAGUGAUUAGUUCGUAUUUUACUGUGUAUAUAAAGCUUGUCCUCUCUUGGGAGGAAGAUAGGGCGCCACAAAAGGAUGUGACUACUUUGGGGUGCAGGGGUGAUACGGUCCUGAAGCUUGGGGCGCUUGGCCCACUCAUUGUGUGAUUUUAGAAUAUUCAUUUUCAUAACAGGCUUCUGUUUAAGAAGGUCAUCAUGCUGUUCUGUGUAUGUGGAAGAGAAAUGGUAACUUCUGGUUUAAAAGCGUUUGAUUUGAAAUGAGCCUUAAGAGUGUUGGUGGCUCUCGGUGUCUGUCUGCACCUGUAGCGGCCUCCUCUUAGCAGAGGCGACACGGGAAAAGUGAGAGAAAAAAAUUAUUACCCUAGUAUUCUCUGUCCAGCAUAAUUGUCUUCGUAAUCCCGAGUGGGAGUGGCAGCACCAAAGCUUAUCAUGAAGACCGAUCUGAAUAGCCAAAAACAGGAACAUUGGAGAAAGUUCUGCGUUUUAAUUUCUGCUUUUAAUUUUAGACAGGGUAGUGACAAUUGUUUCCUUCACUGUGACAGCUUUACUAUUCCCCUGCUAACAUCUGUGGGCAGAGCCCUAAGAGUUACCCACAGUACUUUGUCUUCUGGCUGGUCGUGUGCGCGCCUUGGAGCAGUGUCCAAGGGGUUCCCUUUCUAACACCCCUGUCCUGUGGUCUCUGUGGAGAGACAGACCCAGCCAUAUCUCGCCUUCAAAUCUGAGGUAAAUCUGUAGAUUCUCAGAAGUAUGUUCUCAAAGGCACACCAAAAACUUUGCCUCUAAACUCUUUUCCCUAAGUGUACAUGCGACCACAUUUUUGAGGCAUUACAUUUAUUACUUUGUAGAUGAAGAUGUUAUGAUUGGAAAAUCUGCUGUAUUUUUUUCUAGCUAAGAAUAGAUUUUUUGAAAUUAAGCUUCCUGCAGGAAGGCCGCCUCUUUGUUCUCCCCGGCAGCCAGCUGUCCUGACCCUGCAGAAAGAAGGCUGCAGGUGCCCCUUGGCUGGCCAGCUGUGGGCCACAAGGUCUGUGGAAGAGAGAGGGAUCUAUCUUUAGAGACCUCAGCUUCCUUUACAAGUCAUUUGGUUGGUCUCUCCCCCAUUCAGAU
Talpa occidentalis (Iberian mole) is the source of this 8389-nucleotide messenger RNA. It is a transcript of the gene DNAJC13, whose product is annotated as DnaJ heat shock protein family (Hsp40) member C13. Gene Ontology annotation, cellular component: endosome membrane. Lineage: Eukaryota; Metazoa; Chordata; Mammalia; Eulipotyphla; Talpidae. The coding region runs from base 271 to 7233 and encodes 2320 amino acids. Gene Ontology annotation, biological process: regulation of early endosome to late endosome transport; receptor-mediated endocytosis; endosome organization. The transcript is spliced from 56 exons. The record is from RefSeq and is a predicted model, not a curated record.